AUGUUGUCUUCCGCCUUCAUAACUGACAUACUAUCAAUUCAGGCCAUCGGUGCCGCCCAGGAUGCCGCCCGCAUGGAGCGUGUUGUGACCUUCUACGCUGGCCUUCCCCGUGGCCCUGCCGCUCCCGUGAAGCCUACCGGCCUCAUCGGUCGCUACCAGGCCCGCUACUUCAACGGCAAGAACGCCUCCGGUGUUCCCCUUAUCCACGCUAUUGGCGGUAUCCUGAUCCUGGGUUACAGCAUGGAGUACUACUUCCACCUGCACCAGCGCUUUCGAAGUGAGAUCUCAAGCGACCCUCAGCUUCAACCCGAGUUGACUCUUGAAUCCCGUAUCAUCCUCCCUAUCUUUGUAUCAUCAACCGUCCUUACGCAUACUCCCUCCCUCUUUGCCCUACUCCCAUCCUGGGACCACUUGGGCUGCGGAUUUCCCAAGACACACGCGCCUAUCGAUUCCGCGAUCGUUCGCUCCACAUCGAGCCCAACCUCACACGGGCUUUCUCAUCAACAUCCGAGAGAGUUGCUCGAUACUAUCGCUGGUUGUGAUAUCCCAUAUAUUCAGGGUGCAACCAGUCAAGGGACCAGUGCAACUGUGGCGAUCCUUGAAUCAAGUAUUGUUAUGGCAGAGCAGAUCAACCGCGAUGUGGUAGAUCAGACCCUGUCGGGCGGCGAGUCUUCGCCUUCCGACGUUCCUGCGAGCACCAACGACAAUCUAUCUGCUGGAGGGGACGCAGGGAAGACCGAACAUAUCGCAAUGACCACUACAUCGAAUAACUCAAACUUGAAUGAUCAGCAAAGCCAUGAGAAAACGAACACUCUUGACUCGCGGGGAGAAAAAGCCGCCGGUGACAAGGACGCUGGAGGCCCAACGACGGAUAAUUCUAGGCAGGGCGCCGGAAUUGUUGCGACUCGAGUUCUUGAACUUAAUGGAUUGGCCUCGGCAUCGGAUGGCGGAGAAGACACAGCAUCACAAGGUGGUUCGGAGUCGGAUGCGAGCCGAUCAGAAGGCAGGAAUCCAACUAGCAGUGGUUCAGUCAAAAAAUCCGCAGGAUUCAAGCCAGUCUCAUUUGCUAAGUUUUCGGUAAACAAGGUCCCGGGGGCUCCAGCACCGCCCAAGGUGCCCGAAAAAGCGCCAACCUCUACAACACCACUCGGCACCCCACAGCCAAGCUCUCGACCGCGCUUGGUUGCGAAGACUACACUCGGGAUGCGUGAUUCGUUUUCGAAGACCGGAGCAGGUGGAGGCAAGCCUGGUGGAUCAGGGCCUGAUCCAAAUCAGGUGUGGAAUAAGAACAGACCUGUUGUGCCCGCUCCUCCGAAACACUUGACCGACGAAGAAUUGAAACAACAAUACGGAAUUCAUAUGACUUCUCGUAUCCAAGAAGAUGGGGCAGUUAGCUCCGAAGCAAAGUGGGCGGAUAUUGAUGACGAUGAAGAUGAUUGGGCCCCUGAGACGAUUGAGUGGACAGAUGGAACUAAGGUUAAUCUUACUCAACCUCACACUGAACCCCCGCCGGCUCCUAGUCAUCGGGAGCCUAAAGAGAAAGAGCUACCGCCCGUAGAGCCGAGCAUUGUGAAGGAGCCUGUCAAGGUUGCGCCGAAGCCGGCUAUAUCAAUGGGACCUCGGGCUAUGGUGCUCAAGGUUGGAGCGAACGCUGAACGACAAGCGAGAACUGCGAGUGCUUCUUCUAACGGCACAAAUGACAAAGUUCCAUCUAGCUCUACAAGUCCAGCACCGCCAUCCAAGUCUCCUUGGGCCGCUCUGCCUCCUGUCGAAAGAGUGUCUCCAGUGAAUGCCCCGGUUCAGCCUCACCCACAGCGUAUGCCCGCGAGGUACCCCCAGAGAGACGACGGCCAUCAUGCCCCAAUGGCACCACCCAAGGAGAUUGCAGCUGAUGAUUUCAACCGUGCAUGGAAAGAUCAGUCAGAUUUGCCUCAGCUUUUCAAUCCUCGAUCUUCCCAGUACGAGCCGGUAGCAGAAACCAGGAGAGGAUCCUGGCGUCAUGACCAACACCCCCGUGCUCCUGCGGUUUUGCAAAGACCAAACGACCAUCCAAGUGGACCAGCAGAGCCAUCUGCUGCAUUCCAGACGCACAGGUCUAGCCAUCAGGAUGGCAUGGGCUGGGGUGGCCGUCGUCGCACAUCAUCAAACGUGAGCGGAGGAAGCGGAGGAUUUGGCCGUAGGAUGUCAGCUGGCCGAUUUGAUCCCCCUCCGAGAUACAAUGAUGCUCGAAGAGGCUCUCAAGUGAAUGGCCUGGGUGAUUCAGCAAUAAUGGGCCACGAGCAGCACCAUGGCAAAGACGAGACUGCUCCGUCUGGUCCAAAUGGUACAGCUCGUCCAGCUGUCGAGGUAGGUAUGUCUCCCGUGGAAACACAGCCAGCGGUUCCUCAGGCCCCUCAAGUUUCGCAAGAACCUCAGGAGGACCCUGUUGCUCUGCAAGAGCGGAUUAUGAAGGAGAAACGUCUAGAGGCGCGGCAACGAAGAAUUGAGCAGGAGGAGAAAGAGGAGGCGGCUAAAAAGGAGAGGAUUAGGCAACGUCUCGCCGCAAUGGGUCCUGCGCCAGAGAAGAAAGCUCCCGAAACGCGCAACCCCCCUCUCUUCAACCUCAAACCCAACCCCAACCUCACUCCAACCCUCUUCAUCCUCCUCCCACCCCUUCCCAAAUUCCUAUCCAACCCAUCCACUCUAUUUCUUCACCACCCAAACCUCCUGUUCCAGAACCCAAUAGGGAACCAAAACAGUAUGAGCAAACAUCUCAACCGACGUGUCUCAUCACCCCACCGAGAACCCCAUCGUGACUCUGCGCCUUCAUCUACCUCACACCUCAAACCUGAACCUCACUCACCUGUCCAGAGCAAGGCAUCUGAUCCAAAGCUCGAUGAGCACGGUACUCAGUGGCAAGGCAAUUUAACUUCUACUUCGCCUUGGUCUCAUCCUAAUAUUGCUGUGCCAUCUACAUCCGCGAAAAAUCUGUGGAAACCGUUUGGCAGUGACCGCACCCCAACUCUCGGUAACGGCAUCUUUGACCAACCCUUAGGGACUUUUACAUCACGUGAAAACCCUCUAGGCCAACUCGGCUUAGAUUCAUCAAAUAUGCCUGCCCCUCCCAAGUUCUCUGCUCCUAAGGAGACAACUGAUUCUUUGCCAUCACCUGAGGCACGUCACCCCUCAUUUGAACCCCUCAAUCCAAUUGGACGCCCUAGCCCAAUCGGACCGCCGAGCACACGGAAUGCUCGUGCCAUCAACGACUGGAAUAACUUCCACGAGAACGCCUUGGAGAAGGAAUCUCAGAACGCCAAGGAGUUCCUAAAGCGACUUAAUGAAAGACAGAAGGGAGCCUCAGCCCCUCCACCUGCGCCCGUGGUUUUCACUGAGACUUGGAAGAAGACCCGUGCCACUGAAGAUGGCAGACGAGUCGUCACCCGGGUCACCGAAAGAGUGGUAAAUAAUGAGGACGACAUCGCGAAAGCCAAGGCGGCCGUCAACCAGCAAUCCAACCCUCUUACGACUCUCGAUACCCCCAUGGACAGUCUCAAUGAGCUCCCGGUUCUUCCCCCGGCAUCUGAACAGUCGAAGCGCCAGGUCGCUGAGAAGGAGCGCAGCAGUCCUUCGCCUCCUCCUCCCGAGGAAGUUAGCCACCCUGCCUACUACGGAGACGCGAAGCGACCCCACGUUAAUCUUCCAGCCCCUAAGCCUCCGAAGCCCGUUGUUAAGCUACCCCCAAAGGCCAUUGGUGCUCCCGUCCCCCCGCCAACAUUUGCUUCUAUGGCAGCUGCGCCACCGCGUAACGUGGUGCCUCCUUCCACAGCGCUGUCGUGGCAGGACAAGAUCAAUGGACUUUUCGGCAAGACCACCCCUACGCAGAAGAAGAGUGUCCUAGCUGUGACAUCAGCUACCAAGGAACCUCUUCCUGUUCAUGCUACUGCCGUAUCUGUUUCUAUUCCGCAGAUCAAGAUCAGCUCACAGGCUGGCGAUGGCGAUUUCGCUGUUCGACAAGUCAAUGAACAGGAUGAGAUGUUUGAAGACCGUGAACCGGGUUCGCUGCCUGCCGUUCGUGUGCCGAAUAUGGCGCCCCAAAAUUCUUGGAGCGCAACUCGUCCAUCAGAGCGAACCCGUGGAAAGAACUUCAAGCCGGUCCAAGCGCAGACCAUUCAGCCGUUCCUGGUUGGUCAUAACGAUCGGGACAAUCAUGGGAAUAUUCGCGCUUCGAUUCUACUUCCAGGCGGCUCUGAGCCCAAAGUCGUGCUCAUCCAACGCAAGUCUGGCCCGCCUCGAGGCCGCAAUUCUAACACCAAUAUCCGACCCCGCAAGGGAAUCAACAAGUCUGGCGAAGUUUCUGGUAAUGGCAACAAGAAGCCUACCUCUAACACCGUCCCACGACAGCAACCCCGUCAGCGGUCGGGCUGGAGCCCAGAACCGCCCACUUCUCGUUAA
Penicillium crustosum is the source of this 4431-nucleotide messenger RNA. RefSeq names its product F0F1 ATP synthase subunit f. Lineage: Eukaryota; Fungi; Ascomycota; Eurotiomycetes; Eurotiales; Aspergillaceae. The transcript has 10 exons. Bases 1 to 4431 code for a protein of 1476 amino acids. The record is from RefSeq and is a predicted model, not a curated record. Gene Ontology annotation, biological process: proton motive force-driven ATP synthesis.